This is a messenger RNA of Vollenhovia emeryi, 1701 nucleotides long. RefSeq names its product neuralized-like protein 2. Lineage: Eukaryota; Metazoa; Arthropoda; Insecta; Hymenoptera; Formicidae. The coding region runs from base 503 to 1330 and encodes 275 amino acids. Gene Ontology annotation, molecular function: ubiquitin protein ligase activity. Gene Ontology annotation, biological process: intracellular signal transduction. The transcript is spliced from 3 exons. The record is from RefSeq and is a predicted model, not a curated record.
GAAACGAGCGCCAUAGUGAUUCCGCAGGGGCCCCGUAAUGGUGGUCGAUGGCCUCGUAAACACGGCAGGCUGCAGAAACACUCCCGGCCGUGCCGUCGCCCGCGACAGCAUGUGAGUUUCGCGAAGCCGGCGUCUCCCGGGGCCCCGCGAUUGCCGCGACUGUGCACCGCAGCGAGAACCUAACCCCAACCUAACCUAACAGAAACCCCUCGGCGGUGAGUCUUCACGGUCGUGUCACGGUUGCCACUUCACGCAGUUCGCUCUCGCGCAUACCUUACUGUUCGUGCCACGUCCUUCGCGGGGGACAAUUCUCGGCGGAUCGCACUCGCAUUUUUUUUUAUCUCCCGUCGCCGCCACGUAGGCGGACUUCGCGCCCGGUUCCGCUCGAUGACGGCGCGCUACAGGAGCGGCUCGCGGCGCUCGGUCUGACGGCGAUCAGGCAUGCACCUGGUGCAACCGUGCGCGCGCGUUCUUCCACGGGUGUGCGUACUCUCGUGCCGCCAUGAGCGAGGAGUCUAGGAAGAUAGUGACCAGAUUCCACCCGAUCCACGGUGAGAACAUCCUCCUGUGCGAGGACAGCACAGUGGCGGUGCGCACCACGAGCUUCGCCAACUCAGUCGCGUUCAGCGAGAAGCCGCUGCAGCCGAGCGAGAUCUUCCUCGUGGAGAUCGAGAAGACGGAGAGAGGAUGGAGCGGGCACAUGCGGCUGGGUCUCACCCUGAUCGACCCGGCCUCGGUCAACAACAACCUGCCUCAGUAUGCAAUGCCUAAUCUCGUUAGGCUGGGCAACACGUGGAUCCUGGCUAUAACUAGGAAUCAAACUAUCUGGGACAACUUCGACGGCGGUCUAUCGUCCACGUACACCUCUCUUACCGGUAUACCACCAGGAAUACCGGCCAGAGAGAAGAAACUGGUCACGGACGGCGUUAACGUGCAAACGUCGCGCGGCGUUAUUCCCUUCAACGCCCUCAAGCCAAACAUAGACGGGUCUUCCCAGUGCAUCCUGCCUACGGACGCGGGCAGUCGUAUCGGUAUCAUGUACGUGCCGCAAGCCGGCUGCCCCGACAAGGCGGAGAUGCAUUUCAUCAUCAACGGCGAGGAUCAGGGCGUGUGCGGUAAGGAUAUUCCCUACAAGGCGGGUCCCUUGCGCGCGGUGGUGGACGUCUACGGUACCACGAAACAAGUCCGGAUUGUUCAGCUGUAUGGAGCAGUAUCAACCCUACAGAGUGCAUGCCGUGACGCCAUAUUGCAAUACAUCAAGAGACACGAGGUCUACCUUCUCCCUUUGCCGAAACCGUUGAAGGACUAUCUGUUAUAUCAGUCGCAGUGAAAAUCAGCUCAUUCCGUUUUUGCACGUAUGUUUAAGAAACAGUACCCGUUAAUUUCUAUAUUUCUUUUCCCCCCAGUGAUAUCUUCAGCGUUUGAUAUGCGUAACACAUGUUCUAUUAGUUGUCGAAGACUGCCGGUAUGUAUGUCGACGCGAAGCAUUCUACGUGCGAAUUUAUUCGUUUCUAUACACAUAUCCUUUCGAAAUGUAUACGAUAGAAACGAUCGACGUCUGCAUAACGAAGAUUUUUUACUUGCGCGUUUUGAAGACUUUAUCUGGGAUGAAAAUGCUAAAUCACAAUGUGUACAUAGUGUAACGAAAUGUUGAUCGCUGUAAAAUCCACGAAAUCAGCAAAAUCAUAUUGAAAGUUUAAA